Messenger RNA from Acomys russatus (golden spiny mouse), 2509 nucleotides. It is a transcript of the gene Tcf25, whose product is annotated as transcription factor 25. The record is from RefSeq and is a predicted model, not a curated record. Gene Ontology annotation, cellular component: RQC complex. The coding region runs from base 107 to 2137 and encodes 676 amino acids. Gene Ontology annotation, molecular function: protein binding. Lineage: Eukaryota; Metazoa; Chordata; Mammalia; Rodentia; Muridae. The transcript has 18 exons.
CGCAAACGCGACACGCCAGCCUUGCGCCAGCGCGCCGCCAGUGCGCAGGCGUCGCCACUCUGCUGCUCUUCCUCGUCCCUGUGCCUCCAUCAGGCUGUCGGGUCCUAUGUCGCGCCGGGCCCUCCGGAGGCUGAGGGGGGAACAGCGCGGCCAGGAACCCCUAGGGCCCGACGCCUUGCAGUUUGACCUCCUCGAUGACGAUGACGCAGAGGAAGAAGGACCAAAACAGGGGCUGGGUGGCCGGUGCCCCGGAGGCGCAGGGAAGGAAGGAGUCCGUGUCAACAACCGGUUCGAGCUGAUAAACAUCGCAGAUGUUGAGGAUGACCUUGCAGUAAACGGAGAGAGGUCUGACUGCACCCUGCCAGAGUCUGUGUCAUCGGGGAACAAAGGAAGAGCUCAGCGUGGAAACCCAGAGACCAAGCAAGAUGGGGACGUGGCCAAGGCAGGGUUCCAGGAACAGUCUAAUGCAAGUGGCAAACUCCGAAAGAAGAAAAAGAAGCAGAAAAACAAGAAAAGCUGCACAGGAGAACCCUCGGAAAACGGGCUCGAAGAUAUUGAUCGCAUCUUAGAAAGGAUUGAAGACAGCAGUGGCUCCAGCCACCCAGGCCCCCCCCCACUGAGCUCCAGGAAGCACGUCCUGUACGUGGAGCACAGACACUUGAAUCCAGAUACAGAACUGAAAAGGUACUUUGGUGCUCGAGCCGUCCUGGGAGAACAAAGGCCUCGACAGAGACAGCGUGUGUAUCCCAAGUGUGCAUGGCUGACAACCCCUAAGACCACUUGGCCCCGAUACAGCAAACCAGGUCUAUCAAUGCGGCUGCUGGAAUCCAAGAAAGGCCUUUCUUUCUUUGCCUUUGAGCACAGUGAGGAGUACCAGCAGGCUCAGCACAAGUUCCUGGUGGCUGUGGAGUCCAUGGAGCCCAAUAACAUUGUGGUUCUGCUCCAGUCCAACCCCUAUCAUGUAGACUCCCUUCUGCAGCUCAGCGACGCCUGCCGAUUCCAGGAGGAUCAAGAAAUGGCCCGAGACCUCAUAGAGAGAGCACUUUACAGCAUGGAGUGUGCGUUCCACCCCUUGUUCAGCCUCACCAGUGGGACUUGCAGGCUGGAUUACCGCAGACCUGAGAACAGGAGCUUCUACCUGGCCCUCUACAAGCAGAUGAGUUUCCUGGAGAAGCGAGGAUGCCCACGUACUGCGCUGGAGUACUGCAAGCUCAUCCUGAGCCUGGAGCCGGAUGAGGACCCGCUGUGCAUGCUGCUGCUUAUCGACCACCUGGCCUUACGGGCCCGGAGCUACGAGUACCUGACCCGCCUCUUCCAGGAGUGGGAGGCUCAUCGGAACCUGUCCCAGCUCCCUAAUUUUGCCUUCUCAGUUCCAUUGGCGUAUUUCCUUCUGAGUCAGCAAGCAGACUUGCCCGAGCACGAGCUCACCUCUGCCAGGCAGCAGGCUUCCCUCCUGAUACAGCAGGCGCUCACCAUGUUCCCUGGAGUUCUUAUGCCGUUGCUGGAGUGCUGCAGUGUGCGGCCUGAUGCAGCAGUCUCAAACCACCGCUUCUUUGGGCCAGACGCUGAGAUAAGCCAGCCCCCUGCCCUGAGCCAGCUGAUCAGUCUGUACCUGGGGAGGUCACACUUUCUUUGGAAAGAACCUGCCACUAUGAGCUGGCUGGAGGAAAAUGUUCGUGCAGUUCUGCAAGCAGUGGACGCUGGGGACCCUGCUGUGGAGGCCUGUGAGAAUAGGCGGAAAGUGUUGUACCAGCGUGCACCCAGAAACAUCCACCGCCAUGUGAUACUCUCUGAGAUCAAGGAGGCUGUCGCGGCCCUUCCCUCGGAUGUGACCACACAGUCUGUGAUGGGUUUUGACCCUCUGCCCCCGCUGGACACCAUCUACUCAUACGUCAGACCAGAAAGGCUGAGUCCAGUGAGCCACGGAAACACAAUUGCCCUCUUCUUCCGGUCAUUACUGCCAAACUACACCACAGAGGGGGAGAGGCUGCAGGAAGGAGUGGCCAGGGCUCCGAACCACAAUCAAGGCUUGAACAGGCUGAUGUUGGCCGUCCGUGACAUGAUGGCCAACUUCCACUUCAACGACCUGGAGGUGCCUCGGGAGGACAAUCCUGAGGGCGAGGGAGACUGGGACUGAGCUGUCCAGACGCUGUGCCCAGAGCUGUGCAAUUAUGUUCCUGAUUUCUUUCCUGGUUGGAAUUAACCAGUUCCCUGAGUAGAAAUGCUGCCCGUGACAUCUGCCCGUGUCUUGUUUUCCCUCCAGUGGGAGUGGGUUGUGCUUGGCUGUGAGUGAGCUUUCCUCAAGUGCCUCAGAGAUAGUCCCAGGAGCAGUGAGCCCACACCACACUCACCCUACUGUGUGCCUCACACACAGUGCAUAGAAGGGGCCGCCCCAGAUUCUUCAGUGUGAGGACCCUACAUGCUCCUUGCUAGAGGGCACAGAACCGUCCACACGUGUACACCCAUAUGUUUGCAGUGGUGGGGAUCAAGCCCAGGGCCUGGCACCUGA